This is a messenger RNA of Periophthalmus magnuspinnatus, 2346 nucleotides long. Its product is annotated as fibroin heavy chain. The transcript is spliced from 22 exons. The record is from RefSeq and is a predicted model, not a curated record. Bases 76 to 2121 code for a protein of 681 amino acids. NCBI's taxonomy places the organism in Eukaryota, Metazoa, Chordata, Actinopteri, Gobiiformes, Gobiidae.
UCUCCUUUGGGUGCCCUGUGUGUGUGUUUUUUAUUCUUUUGAGCAAACGUAGAGUUGAGAGUUUGAUUCCUGAUCAUGAUGUUGGCUCGGGCCCUGCUCCAGAUGUCACUGCUGCUCUGGAUGGCUCAACAGACUCUGCAGGGAGGAUUGAAGCCUCAGACGGUGGCGUACGGGAGAAUGCUGCCAAACAGAGGAGUUGGCCUGGGAGUCGGAGUUAAACCUGGAGCUGCAGGGUCCCUCGGUGCAGUGGCAAACCGAUACAACACAAAAGCAAUGAAGGCUGGACUCGGACGGGGGUAUGGAGGAGCACAGCUUGGAGUUGGAGGUUACAGGUCUCUUGGUUUGGGAGGAAGAGCUGGACUCAAACCCGGUUAUGGCACCCAGGGAGGAUACGGGGCCAGUCUGGGCACAGGGAUGCUUGGCCCUGGACUUUCUAAUGGGCAGGGACUUGCACUGGGGCAAGCUGGAAAACGUGCCUAUGGCGCUGGUUUGGGCACUGGUUUGGGCGCCGGUUUGGGAAAUGGACUUGGGACGGGACUCGGGACAGGCCUUGGUGGACUCCAAGGAGGAUAUGGAGCUCUGGGAGGAAUGGGGGUCCCGGGACAGGUCAGACAGGGUCCCGUAGGCUCUCCAGACAUUCAUUCUGGUAUCCACGGAGCUGUCAAAGGAGUAACCAACAGAGGGCAAAUUCCAUACGCUCUCAAUCCCGUACGGAGCAAUGUCCAACACCCCUCUACUCUGGAGAUACACACUGAUACCGGGAUUCGACCAGUAGGGGGAGACAUUCGAGGACUUGAAAUGGCCCAAGCUAGACAUUUGGAUAAACCAGGGAAAAGUUUGGGUCUAGCAGGACAACAGAGAGAGGACUACCUGCCUAUAGAACAAAGAGGAGUAUUACCAAACCAAGGAGCCCAUCUUGCGAACACCGGGAUGGACAAAGAUCUCAGGAAUCUACCAACGCAACAAAACGCGAGAGAUUUAAACCAAAUGCUGACAAAUCAGAGGCAAGGCAAAAAUUGCAACAAAGGUUUAAACGAUCAACUCGGGAUUAUCCAACAAAGUGAACUGCUACGAUCUCAGGGUUUGGGCUCGCAAUUCCCAAUCGACAAAAGCACAAAAUAUCACGGACACUCAGCCAUGCAAAGCCAAGGAGAGAGCUCCAACUUCCAACAACAACCGCUCCUGCUCCCCGAUGGCAUAAGAAGCGGCGUGUUUUCGAUAGCGCAAGGACAGAAUCUUCCAGAAGACGCGAUUAGGGAAUUAGGUUUGGUUGGGAAAAGCACAGACAAGCUGCAGCCGCCCCAGACUCGUAUCUCCAUAGGUAUAGAAAGCAGUCACGGAGCAGCUAAUCUUCACAUACCAGGCGUGGAGGGCAACCGGCCGGGCGCGGUGCCAGGUGCAGGGACCGGUGGGGCGUCAGUAGGGGGCGCUAGUGCCAAUCUAGGGCUGGGAUUGGCUGAAGAGCAGAAGUCGAUCAGUAAAGAAGGAAAGCAUCCGUUUCAUGAAGGAAGAGACGUGAGGGAGCCCAAAGCUCUGCCCAGGAGCACAGGGGACAGUACACAAGGAUCAAGUUUUCUUGGCGGACAAGGGAACUAUCUGGGAGCCGGUCUGGGAGCAGGUGGUUAUGGGACAGGUUUGGGAAAUGGAGGAUACUUGGGAGGUGCGGCCGGGAAACUGGCAGCCGGUUAUGGAGACGGGAUGACAGGAUACCUCGGAGCUAUGGGGGGAAAUGGUUAUGGUGGAGACGUCCGUGCUCUAAACCCAGGUUAUGCAAAUGGAUUCGGUGAUGCGUACGGAGCUGAAUUAACCGCAGUGCCAGACAAAACAGGCAAAAGUAAAGCGCAAAGUACAGGAGCGUUCCCCGGACAACUGCCUGGAGCUGGAUAUGGGGCUCUCGGUGCAGGACUGGAGACGGUUAAUGGAAAAUAUGGAGGAGCGGCUCAGCUUCCAUAUGGAGGCGCACCAGUGAUCCCUACAGGACUGGAAGGUGAAGGGGGAUACCCGUACAGCCAACCCCUCGGUCUGGAGGCAGAAGGCGCUAAAUCUGCAAAAAGUUACGGAGACCAAGCUGCAAAGUUCACUGGAGGACCUUCUGCUUUGGUCAACGGCUACAAAGGCUAAACACUAACUCCCAGGACUCCUUCAAACAUGGAUCCAUUGUAUUAUGUGCCUAAAGAUUUCUGUAUGUUUGUCAUUGUCUGCUUGGUCCGACUAUUGAUAAUUCAACUAUUGUUAUUGAGUUAAGCCUAUGUUUGUCUGCGUGUCUGUAUUCAUAAACAUAUAAAAAUUGUGGUAAAAAUAUAAGAGAACGUUUGAAGAAUAAAUUAUGUGAUGCUUUAUUGAGAA